Chlorocebus sabaeus (green monkey) is the source of this 4905-nucleotide messenger RNA. The record is from RefSeq and is a predicted model, not a curated record. Lineage: Eukaryota; Metazoa; Chordata; Mammalia; Primates; Cercopithecidae.
AGGAAACCACUGGUGGUUUGGUAUCCGCAAAGAUUUCUGUCAGUUUCUGCUUGAAAUCUUCCCAUUUCUACGAGAAUAUGGAAAUAUUUCCUAUGAUCUCCAUCACGAAGAUAAUGAAGAAACCGAAGAGACCCCAGUUCCAGAGCCUCCUAAAAUCGCACCCAUGUUUCGAAAGAAGGCCAGGGUGGUCAUUACCCAGAGCCCUGGGAAGUAUGUGCUCCCACCUCCCAAAUUAAAUAUCGAAAUGCCAGAUUAGAUGCCACUUCCGGGGACAGAGCUAAAGUGGACUGGGACGCGCUCUCUCCACCUUCCUCUGCCCCCUCGUUCACCCCACAAACCAGAACCAGUACUGGAGCUGGGUCUCCAGGUACGUCCAUCUCAUGCCUUGUUUGCAUCCUGCGCCUAUCAGCCACUCACCACGACGGGACGUGGAAGUGGCAGGUGACAGGGGUGUGUGCCAGCAGAUGUGGAUGCCAGGAAGAGUGUGAGAACAGGGGCGGGAUUUCCAUCUGUCUGGGAGGGGCUCCAGGUACCCCUCUUCCUCGUCAGACCCACGGGGGGAUGGCUGCUUACCAGGUCCCCAAAAGGAACAUCUGUCUACACGGUGCUGAAAUCCCAAUCAAAAGUGUUGUUUAGAAAUGUUUCUCUACGGGGUGACCUCCUGCAGCUCGCUCAGCACUCCCAGGUCCUCAGCACUCCCAGGUCGUAGCUGGCGCAGUCAGUAGGAACUGUAACUAUGUCUCUGAUGCACCACGUGUUUAGACACAGCACAGUCCUUUUUUCUGUUCCUACCGUGGAAGUAGUUUCUCUUUGGGCAUGCUGACAGCACUUUUUCAUAGCCUCACCGAUGAGCCCUUUCUGCGGGAGUGACUCCAUGCCUGUAUACAGAGUAUUUAUACAAAUGUUUUAGCAUCUUCAUAUGCGGUGUUAACCCCUAGUUCUGUACAGCACAUUCUGUUCAAGUAUUUUUUUUACAAGCUUGUGCUGUAGGCACAUGAUCUGCUGCAGAAGUGGACACCCGUGGCACACCCACCCCGCCCCAGUGGGGUGCCAUGCCUUCCUGGGACAUUGCCACUUCUGCCCUGGAACUCAUGCAGGUACGUAGUAGCUGCUAUUGCCAGAACAGCAAAGCCAAGCAAGAGAUGGUCCAUGCUUUUCUGACGUUCUCAGAAUAGUGGCUAGCCUAAAACCUGACAAGCGCUGCUUGAAGCCGGAACACUGGAGAAUGUCACUGAGAGCAGAAAUGGCCACGCGGGUCACGAUUAUGCUUAGGAAAGUCUCCGGCUUCCCUCCUGCCAGCAACAAGAACGCUUUGGGGUAGGCACGAUGUUUUCACGUGUGCGUGCCGUUUCUCCAAGCACUGCAGGUUCCGCCGUGUGCCGGAGGCUACAAGUUUCACAUCCUCCUUCCCGAAAACAAAUAGGUCCUAUGCUGAAAAAAGGGUAAAAAAUGAGUACUGAUCUUCCCAGCCAGGAGAAGAGUGUGGCGUUUUAACACGACCAACUGCUCGCCGGCAUACUUGGGGUUAAUUCAACUCUGCUGCGAACAUGACUCCGCCCCUGGCACUGGCCUCCAGCAAGCCUGUUCUUCUUGGGGUACGGGGGAGCAGGAUGGUUUAGCCUUUCCUGCUCAGUGUGUAAAAAAUUGUAGCGAAAGCCACUAUUUUUGCUCUCUUAAACUGUUCAAUAAACUGGUUCCUCGUUUUACAUGUGCACGAUGUGUAUCUUAUUUGCUGGAUGGCCCAGGAAACUGGAAUGGCCCUCUCAGCCAGCCUCAGAGGAAAGAAAUCUGUAGCUGGCACAGGCAGCCGAGUGAGGCUGGCGGCUGCUGGGACACAGCCUUUAGAAUGAGUCCUUGAGUGCACAGCUCCCAGGGAUAUAUGGGGUAGCGGGAAGGAGGGGACGCUGCGCAGAUGCCACUGUUGGCUGGGCUACACCGUGCCACACUUGUUACUGCUUAGGAGGCUUUCUGGAGUGUUCCUCGGGUGCUAAGACAGUCUGCAGCAGACACUGUCCUUUUACUGCUGCUGGUCCUCGUUUGCUCCCCAGUCAUGUCAACAGCUGAGGACUGCUCAUGCUGCAACAAAAGGCUCUGCAAUUGCUGUCUAGCUAGCCCUAGCUGUCUCUAGAGUUCUGCCUGAACUGAAACUCAAGUGGGGUUCAGCUCAUGACUUGGGGCAAUUGACGAGGAAAUCCACCAGUUGCUGUGGCUGGAAGGAUUUGCAGUCCUGUGGGUUGUAACCAGAGGCCACAGGUGGAUUCUGCCUCAGGCUCAUGAGAUUUCCGACUUACUGUUCAAGAAAAUGCCUUGUGAAGUGACAACAGUAGCUAUGACCCAACUGCCAGGUGCCUUGCUAGUUCCUAUUCGUCCCACUGGAUCCUCGCAGCCCUGGGAAGCAGGUGCUACUACUCUUAUCCCCAGGAGGAGACAGAGGCUGAGAGAGGUUAAGUGACCUGCCCAAGUCACACAGCUUGGCAGCGGCCGGGUCGAGACACCAGCAUCAGCAGUCUGUUUGCAGACCCCUCACUGUCACCCCCGAGCCAGUGCGUCUUGGGCCCUGGGGUCAGGAUGUCUCAAGCGUGGAGGCAUCACUGGUUUGUGGAAGUCUCUGGAAGGUCCCUGAGCUCUGUGCCCAGAAUUGAGUCAGGGGAAUCUGUAGAGAGGUGGCCCUGUGUGUGGGGACAGUGUGUGACACAGACACUGCUUUGGAGGAACGCCUCUCCCGUGACCUCUUAGCAUCACAUCCCAAAGGAACAACUUUUGCAGAGAUGGACCUCUGGGCACAAACCCACGUGCGUUUCUCUGGAGACACUGGCCAAGGAAAACAAGACAUGCUCGAAGGCCAACAGCUGCAUGCCCCACCACGAUGUGACUGCAGAGACCCGGGGUGUAGAAGAGUGUCUCUGCUUGGUGGGGGGACACAAGCGGGCCAAGGAGAGGCGGGAAGAAGGCAGCCUCCGACUCGCCACUGGACUGCAUGGAGACGCUGGUGGGGCAGUCAGCUAAGCCCUUUGCGUAAGUGGCCUUCGGGCAUCUGCGUGCUGGGGACCGACAGUGGGGGUGUGUUAGGUGGAUCUGUUUGGAGCACAUUGCUGCCGCUGGCUAGGACAGGGUAGAAAGGGUGGCGUGGCUACAGCCUGACCCGUGGGCACCGUCCUACCCUUUAUUCUGUGCUUCAAAGUGUCAGUCGUGCUGGUGUCUGUGGGCUCGUGACUCAGACGGUGAGCUCUGACCUUCCUGAGCCAGGGCUUUGCUGUGGUUCUGCCUGGCUCAGGAGCUCUAGGACAAGGGGGCCGCUCCAGGUCUGCACCUAAGGUGUGGCAGGGCCCCUCAACACUCCUGUGUACUAGUGUCGUCUUUCCCAUUGAAAUGACUGUGAGGACUAGAAUGUGCACAUGCAGAUGGGCAGCUACUUGUCUGUCUUGGCCCUUUAUUACAUAACUUGCUGGGUUUGUGGAGAUGUCACCCCCCAGCAGUCAGAGCCCGUUUGUGAUGUCGUGGGGCUGGUUACAUGACUGCCAAGGGGUGCUGCUGGCCACACUGCACUAGUAAGUUUGCCAGAUGGAGGACAAGCCAUCACUGAGUGUGGCUCUCUGUGAAGAAAGAAAUUCGAGAGGACAGGGUCAUGGCUUGGACAGGGUGCCUUUUCCUCCCCAGUUGUACUCAGAGACCUACCUUCACCCAGCAGAUCCUUCCCCUGCCUGGGAUGACCCAGUGUCCACUGGGAGCCCUAACUUCAGGCUGCUGACAGAAGAAAUCGCUUUCCAAGCUCUGGCCGAGGAGGCUUCAUUCAGAAGGCCGCGCCCUGAUGGUGACAUCCCGCCCCAGGGAGAAGACAAUCUCCUCUCCCUCCCUUUUCCGCAGAAACUGUGGAGACUGGUCAGCAGCAAUCAGUUUUCAUCCAUCUGGUGGGAUGAAGGAGGGGCUUCUAUAGUGAUCAAUCAAAAACUCUUUGAAAAGGAGAUUCUCAAAAGGGACGUCGCACACAAAGUGUUUGCCACGGAUUCAAUAAAGAGCUUCUUCCGCCAGCUAAACUUGUAUGGCUUCCGAAAACGGCGUCAAUGCUCUUUCAGGACCCUCACCCACGUUUUCCCCGCACAAAGGCCGGUCUCCAUCUUGAAUAAGUUAGAGUUCUACUGCCAUCCCUACUUUCAAAGAAACUCCCCUCACCUCCUCGUGAGGAUGAAGAGAAGAGUGGGCGUCAAGUCUGCACCAGGACAUCAGGAGGAGGACAAGCCAGAAGCUGCUGGAUCCUGUCUGGCACCAGCAGACACUGAGCAACAAGAUCACACAUCUCCGAAUGAGAAUGAUCAGGUCACGCCGCAACACCAGGAAGCGGUGGGUCCCAACACCCAAAUCAGAAGUGUCUCUGCUCUACCAGCAAGUCCUGUGAUGGUGCCCGAUCCCGCCAUGGCAAGUGACAACACUCCAGUGACCCAGCCGGCCGGCGAGUGGUCAGAGGGCAGCCAGGCUCACGUCACUCCGGUGGCCGCUGUCCCUGGGCCUGCAGUGCAGCCCUUCCUCUCUGUCCCCGGAUCUCCCACCCAGAUGAAUUCUUACGGGCCUGUGGUGGCCCUUCCCACAGCAUCCCCCAGUACCCUUGCCAUGGAGACCACAGGACUUCCUGCGCCUGGCAUGCUGCCCUUUUGCCAUCUCUGGGUGCCGGUGACCCUAGUGGCUGCUGGGGCUGCACAGCCUGUUGUCUCCAUGGCCAUGUUCCCCCAUCCCCUAGCUCUGCACCACCAUUGCCCCCACAGCCACCGCACAUCACAGUACAUGCCAGCUAGCGAUGGCCAUGCAUACCCAGACUACGCAGACCAGCGCACAUAGAGGCGAGCAUUUGGGCAGAAAAUGUGCCGGUCAAUAAAUGUGUCACAAAAUGAGUAAUUUUCUGACUGCACAAAA